Folsomia candida is the source of this 2389-nucleotide messenger RNA. Its product is annotated as DNA-binding protein D-ETS-3. Bases 186 to 1709 code for a protein of 507 amino acids. Gene Ontology annotation, cellular component: nucleus. The record is from RefSeq and is a predicted model, not a curated record. The transcript is spliced from 12 exons. Gene Ontology annotation, biological process: cell differentiation; regulation of transcription by RNA polymerase II. NCBI's taxonomy places the organism in Eukaryota, Metazoa, Arthropoda, Collembola, Entomobryomorpha, Isotomidae. Gene Ontology annotation, molecular function: sequence-specific DNA binding; DNA-binding transcription factor activity, RNA polymerase II-specific.
GCGACGUAUUCAGAGGCAGCGGAAAGAACGGAAGCACUUGUUCUCGACGGAAGUCAGAAGAGUUCCUUCUUGUACCGGUAUCAACAUCGAAAUUACUCCGUGCACGAACACAUCACAGGGGAUUAUUUGGGAAUUCAUAAUUCCCCAACGUAAGACACCUGUUUUCUACGCCUGAGAAAAGGAAAAUGUCAACUGCUGCAAGUGCUAUGGUUGCAGCGGGGAAUGGUUUACAGAUGUACGACACAUCUUGUUCUUAUCAGCUAGACCUCAAACGGAUGUCCAGCAGUGGUGGGAUGACAGGGCCGACUCCUUCCUCUGUCGCCAUGAACCCAUUUGGGAUAAAAACGGAAGAGUGCAACGGAAACGACUGGACGACGGGUUACCGACUUCCCACCCUCUCCGGUUGCGGUGGCAUGUCUACCUUUGAAGCAUUGAAGCAAUCUGUGGAGAAAGCCAAGGCCGUGUUGACAGCGGAGGCGAGAGACAGCAGGAACUACUUUGGAGCAGGUUUCGGAACUCUGCCCAAUGUGGGAAUGGGAAUGGGGAUGAAUUUAGGGAGCUCGUCCGUCGGUGGGGGUGUGGCUGGUGGGUCAAACCACAAUUCCUCUUCCAAUCGAAUGAGUGACAUGGGUCUGAUCGGAGACUUGAGUCACCAUCUCAACCACUCGUCUCAUCUCAACCAUUCAGCAUCACUACACCAUCAGUCGCACCAUUCGUCUCAUUCCAGCAACAAUAAUAGUCUAGGGCACCAGGAUCGACUCCAGAGCUCUGGUGAAGUGUCUACAUCUUCUCCGCCAGAUCAGAACAAAAGAAGCUCCAACAACAAUAACAAUGGUGUGGAUUCAUCAUCGCCUUCGAUUUCUAAUGGCAAGGGUUCAUCUUCUUCCUCCUACAACUCGUCCCAUGUCAACUCCUCCACAGCCAACAAUUCGGGAAGCGGUGAAACCAAUAAUGUUGGUACUGGUGGUGUUGGGAGCAAUUCAGGUGUGUCCAGCGGAACAGGAAACUCGGCUAACCAUAAUAAUCGCUCUUCUAAAUCAGAUCCCACCUACAAAAGCGCAUGGGGUGCUGCUCAUCCUUCAACUCAAUCUCAGAGUUACACGACCAAUACUUUGAGUGGGAUGGGGAAAAGCAGUUUGGAUACGCAUUCUCAUUUGCGUCAACCGGAUCCAUACCAAAUGUUUGGGGCUACCAGCAGUCGCCUGGCGAGUUCAGGCUCAGGACAAAUCCAACUCUGGCAGUUUCUCCUGGAGCUCUUGUCGGACUCGUCAAAUGCAAAUUGUAUUACUUGGGAAGGCACGAAUGGGGAGUUUAAACUGACCGAUCCGGAUGAAGUUGCGAGGCGUUGGGGGGAGAGAAAGUCCAAACCCAAUAUGAACUAUGAUAAGCUGAGCCGAGCACUGAGGUAUUACUAUGAUAAGAACAUCAUGACAAAAGUGCACGGAAAACGCUACGCAUACAAGUUUGAUUUCCAAGGACUGGCCGCAGCAACGCAACCAGCGGCGACAGACCCAACAGCAUACAAAUACCAGUCCGACUUUUUCAUGUCGAGCUAUCACGCUGGAAGUAUAUUCCCGUCAGCAUCGACUUAUUGGGGCAGCCCCAGUGCGAAUUUGUACUCGAAUAUUGCAGCAGCGUCAGGACAUUCCAUGCCCCCACAUGCCAGUCACAUGACGUCGCAUCUGAGUUCGUAUCCUCACUAUGCGUGACAAUUAGACUGCGGCCAGCAAAAUAUGUCGCACAGGAACAAUGUCUCAGCAUUAGACUUUCCAUUUAUGGACAAGCAGGCUAGUCCCUAUUGCAAUAGCUUAAUGGGGAAGCCAGAGCAGAACAACUAGUCAAAAAUCAAGGCAUUCGCCGUCAUCGCUCUAGUCUGGUCGCAAGACUUGCCAUGAAAAAUUGUAAACUGUUCCAUAUUAAAAGAAACGCAUUCUGGUCGUACAAGUAAAGCUACUACAUAAUAUUAUUUAAAAAAUUGAAGCAUGUAUAAAUGUAUUUAAACAGGGAAUUUUGUGUAAAUACAACCUGUAAAUUCCCAGCGUGUAAAACGGAUUAUCUAUACUCUGCUGUCUAAUACUAAGUAUUUAGAUGUAGAUUUGUAGCCUAUUAAAAAUCCGGGUUAAAAAAAUAUCUAUUGUCAAUUAUUGCUAAAUACAAAUUAAUAUUGUAGAACAGUUUUGUCUUCCCUAUAAGGUUACUACUCAUCACUAUACAAAUAAUGCAUUCCAGUCAUUUGUAGCCAGGUCAUUCCAAUUAAUCCGAUUUUCUCAUUCGAGGAUGCUGGUUUUGUACUCCUACAUGAACAUGCAGACAUAAACCAUACUGGCAAUAAUGUUAGCAGCGAAUUUGAAUCGAAUCAACACUUUGAAUUUCUAAUUGUAAAAUAUUA